GCGGCUCCCCCUCCCGAGCCAGGCGGAGCUGGAGCUGGGAGCGACGUCGUUCUUCGCCGCCGCCGCCGCCUCUCCCGAGUGACCCAGGGCACCGGCGCUGCCUGAGGGGGCCCCGUUCUCCGGACGCUGCCCGACGCCUCAUCCCCGCCUCUGCGGAGCCGGCACUGCCCGCGGAGCAGCCAUGAGCUGGGGCACGGAGCUGUGGGAUCAGUUUGAUAACUUGGACAAGCAUACACAGUGGGGCAUUGACUUCUUGGAGAAGUACGCAAAAUUUGUAAAAGAAAGGAUAGAAAUUGAGCAAAACUAUGCAAAACAACUGAGAAAUCUGGUUAAGAAAUACUGCCCUAAGCGCUCACCAAAAGAUGAGGAACCCAGGUUUACUUCAUGUAUUGCCUUUUUUAACAUCCUCAAUGAGUUGAAUGACUAUGCAGGACAGCGAGAAGUAGUUGCAGAAGAAAUGGGACACAGAGUGUAUGGAGAAUUGAUGAGAUAUUCUCACGAUCUGAAAACUGAGAGAAAAAUGCAUCUUCAGGAAGGGCGAAAGGCUCAGCAAUAUCUGGACAUGUGCUGGAAACAGAUGGAUAAUAGCAAAAAGAAAUUUGAGAGAGAAUGCAGAGAGGCAGAGAAGGCACAGCAAAGCUAUGAACGACUGGACAAUGACACUAAUGCGACAAAGGCUGAUGUUGAGAAGGCUAAGCAACAGUUAAACCUGCGCACACACAUGGCUGAUGAAAACAAAAAUGAAUAUGCUGCACAACUACAGAAUUUUAAUGGGGAACAGCACAAGCACUACUACAUUGUCAUUCCUCAGAUUUACAAGCAACUCCAAGAAAUGGAUGAAAGAAGGACUAUCAAACUUAGUGAAUGUUACAAAGGCUUUGCUGACUCUGAGCGCAAGGUUAUUCCAAUUAUCUCAAAAUGCUUAGAAGGGAUGAUCCUUGCAGCAAAAUCAGUUGAUGAACAUAGAGACUCUCAACUAGUGAUAGACUGCUUCAAGUCUGGUUUUGAGCCUCCUGGAGAUUUUCCAUUUGAAGACUACAGUCAGAAUAUUUACAGAACUAUCUCUGAUGGAACCAUCAGUACACCAAAGCAAGAGGGAAUGAGAAUUGAUACAAAAACUACAGUCGGCAAGGCUAAAGGAAAGCUGUGGCUAUUUGGAAAGAAACCAAAGGGCCCUGCACUAGAAGAUUUCAGCCAUCUCCCUCCAGAACAAAGACGCAAGAAACUGCAGCAGAGAAUUGAUGAACUUAACAGAGAGCUACAGAAGGAAACAGACCAAAAAGAUGCCCUCAUCAAGAUGAAGGAUGUUUAUGAAAAAAAUCCACAGAUGGGUGAUCCAAGCAGUUUGCAACCAAAAUUAACUGAGACUAUGAGCAAUAUGGACCGUCUUCGGAUGGAAAUACACAAGAAUGAGGCCUGGCUCUCUGAAGUUGAAGGUAAAGUAGCAGCCAGAAGCGACAGGCGGCACAGCAGCGACAUCAACCACCUUGUCACCCAGGGCCGAGAGAGCCCUGAAGGGAGUUACACGGAUGAUGCUAACCAGGAAGUUCGUGGUCCACCACAGCAACACGCUCAUCCCAGUGAGUUUGAUGAUGAGUUUGAAGAUGAUGAUCCAUUACCAGCUAUAGGACACUGCAAGGCAAUAUAUCCGUUUGAUGGUCAUAAUGAAGGCACCCUAGCAAUGAAAGAAGGGGAAAUUUUGUACAUUAUUGAGGAGGACAAAGGAGAUGGGUGGACAAGAGCUCGAAGACAUAAUGGAGAGGAAGGCUAUGUGCCAACAUCAUAUAUAGAUGUAACGCUAGAGAAAAACAGCAAAGGUGCAGUAACCUAUAUCUAACAGUAAAACUGGCAGCUCUCAGUCGUACAUUCCCCAGGGAAAAUAGUGGAAAAAUUGUAAGUUAUACAGGCUUGUGGAAAGAAUUACAGAAUCAGAAGUCAGCAAUGAUCUGUUGUUUGCAUGGAGAGUUAGCUGUAGUUCUUUGAGAGAUGACCACAUUAAAUUAUGCAUCUUAUACUGGUCUGUAAUUUUGACCAAUGUCUUCUGCUUUCCUGCUUUACAAAGCACUCAGUCCAAUUCAGAUAUUGAACUGAAAACGACCAAGAUUCCUUCUUGUUCUGUGGAAUUCUUAGUUUUUAAAGAGAACUGAAAAAGUACUUAUGUUUUAAAGAUCUCUAAGAUUUACUGUUCCCACUUUUAUGACUUAAACUGUAUUCUUAAAACAGAAAUCUUUUUCCUCUAAUCAGUAACUGAACUCUGUUACUGAAAAUUAUUAAUUUCCUUCCUUAGCAAAUACUUGGCAGCUUUCACUUCUUAAACAGGAAAAUGUUUUCUGAUUCUGAAAGUUCAAUAAAAACACUCAGGAAAAAAACAUUAUGAUUAAGAAGGACAGAAAGUCCACUGACCUAUCUCCUUCCUUUUCAGUACUUGUAAUGUAGAAUGUUCUGUAUUAGGCAUGAUGUCAUUGUUUUAACUCCAGAUACCUUGAACAAACAAAAAAAGAUCACAUGUAAUGCUUGAUGUCUUACUGGAAACUCUCUGCUCCUGAUAAGGGAAUGAUUUUAUAUUCUUAAUCUGUGCCUGUAAACUAAGUCUUUGAAUUGUAUUGUGUUUAGUCUGAAGACAGUGUCUUAAAUGUACAGUAAUUCUCCUCAUUGGUAAAUCACUGAGGAUUGGAAACUGCAUUGCACAACUUGAUAAUUGAGGAAAAAAAAAAGCUGAUUUUGUAUUUCUAAUGAGAGUUUGUGGAAUUAAGUAGAAAGCUGAUGUUUAGCCACUGAGAAUGGCCUGUUAGAACUGAGCACGCUUCUCUGUCUUCUAAAGGCCUUCAGUAACUUUGUUCUUUUCUUUUUCCUCUUGGACUGCAGGUUCCUGAAGCGGGUUUCUGAGAAAAUGGGCGAGAUCUUGAAGGAGGUUACAUGCAGCUGCUGGGGGGGUGGGGGUAGGGAGGGGAGGGGUACUAGACUGGGAGGCCCAAGAGACAAGCUAGUUGCAUGAAUGCAUGCAGACAUACAUUUAGUAGUCACUAACAUCUUAGCAUCUCCAUAUAUAGGUAAGGAUGUAUUACGAAAUCUUCAAUUUGUGCAGGAAAAUAGAGUUCCAUUACCAGAGUAAAGGCUACUGCUCCUAAAAUUGCUUUAUUUUCAUUGUCCUAGGUUGUCCCAGGUGCACAAACUAUAUUUUAGCUUGUGCUGCCUUUUGAUUUUCUCAAUGAUGCUCAUUUCCGACUCACUUUUAUUGGCAUUUAGAGCCCUGUGUCAGUUAUCAGUCUGCCUGUGCCACCUCCAUGCUCGCCGUUAACCUCCUCCUGCAUGCCUAGGACAGUCAGGCAUGUGCUGUGUAACACUUUGCCAUCAUUGCUCAUCUUGUUUUGUAACAAAUCAUUUUCUUUAAAUAUCUUCAGCACUAGAGUUUCAUCCCAGUAUCCAUGUAUGCUGCUAUAACAAUACCACUGCAACCAUCAUUACAUUCCAGAUGUUUGGCUUAACUGAUAAGCGACUGUAAGGUAUUUUGUUAAUUUGGGGGAAUUAUGCAUCUCAGCUCUAGCCUACAAUGCAAUCAAGAGAAACUCCUAGAACUGUGGUCCACCUUCAGCCCUUCAGUAACCUGUUGUGAGCACUGACAGCCUGGAGCACAACCAGAGGAUUCACCACUGCAAGUUAAUGACUGUUUUCAGAAGUCAACCACUUGCUAUUCAACUGCUGCCUUAAACUAGAGUGCCUAAAUCUGUUGUUUGCCAACACUACCACUUACAGUAUCCCACAAAGGGCUUUGUGUCUCAGCUCUUUUCACAGUGCUGCAGCUGCUGAGGUAGCCACGGUAGGUUUUUUUCUAGAGCUCUACUUUACUGGAUACAUGGUGCAUCCAUGAAUUUUAUACAUUGAAACGUGUAUCUCUUCAUUUGACUUUAAUAUUUUUUUAAAAGAUUUUUAUGGAAACUGUCUUUUAGUUUUUCACUAUGACGUUCCAAUUUCAAUUACUGCAGUGCUAGUCCAUUUCCAGGUGAUGCUUCAUUGUAUGGACCAGGUGACAUUUGAGUGAUCCUUCGUAAUGAUCUUUGUGCACUUUUACUUGUAAACAAUUGAAAUUUGGAUAUGUUUAUACGUGUAAAUAUAGUUGUCUGCAGUGCCCCUAUUGCUUAUGUCGUCUUGCCUCCCAUUUGUGGUUCUGUUAAUAAAUACAUCAUAUCUGAUUGACUAGGGUGAUAAGAAUUAGAGUAGAGAUGUUGGGGGGAGGGACACUUAUAUCAACACAAGCUUGUCAACCCAGCCACCUGCUCUCUGGCACUGUAUUAUGGAAUAAUAAUUAAAACAUCCUGUUUUUCUGGGGUCUGAAGCAAUAUGUGGAUGCAGCAGUGCUGGAUUCUUUUUCAUUUCAGUGUUAUUAGGAACUGUACUACCAGUAAAACUGAAUUUGAGUGACUUGUGUAGAGGUUAAUUCCUUUUGUUAUGUAUACCACUAUUACACAGCUUGACCUAGUGUAUUAUGGGGCCUAUUAAACUCUAAAGUUUAGAUUUUUGGAGCUUGUAUACAGGGUUAUUUAUAUAAUAAUGUGACAUUACUCAAUACUGACAAAACUACUUAGGUAGUUUUUUUGGGUUUGGGCUUUUUGGGGGGUUAUUGGGAUUGGGGGUUGUUGGUUUUUUGUUGUUUUUUUUUUUUAAAUUUAGUACUUUUUUAUUUUGGAGAAAACUCAGUGAUCCUUGUGGGUCCCUUCCAACCCAGCAUAUUCUGUGAUUCUGUAAUUCUGUGAAAAGGAAGAAAUGUGAUCUGUGUAGUUUCUGGUUAAGGGCCUGUGGUCUGCCUGGCAAACAGCCUCAGAGGUCAGUAAUAACACUUCCUGGUAAAAGACUAAAUGUUUUUUUCACACUACUGUUUUUGUUUUUCUGAAACCAGGAUUUGCUUCCUUUGGAGGCAGGUUGCUUUCAAGAGGGAUAGUGCAACUUGUAUGAGGGUUGUUAAACAUAGGAAAAAGCAUUUGUACUUGCACAGCUUAUAAAUCACUUACUCUGAAAUUCUGAACGUGAGUUGUCUUAAAGAAUCAGACAUUUUCCAGUAAUUUUUUAAUCCUUUUUUGUGCACAUGUUGAUUUCCUAAAUGUUAAAUGCUUUGUUUAAAAAUAGUGUUCUCUGUUGAGAAUAUUUUCAUGGAAUAAAAAAAUCUUUUCAUGGUCUAUGUAA
Molecule: messenger RNA, 5178 nt
Organism: Serinus canaria (Common canary)
Lineage: Eukaryota; Metazoa; Chordata; Aves; Passeriformes; Fringillidae
Gene: FNBP1L
Product: formin binding protein 1 like
Exons: 14
Coding region: 182-1837 (551 amino acids)
Biological process (GO): signal transduction
Molecular function (GO): protein binding
Source: RefSeq, a predicted model, not a curated record